This is a messenger RNA of Caenorhabditis briggsae, 1125 nucleotides long. The record is from RefSeq and is a predicted model, not a curated record. The coding region runs from base 1 to 1125 and encodes 374 amino acids. NCBI's taxonomy places the organism in Eukaryota, Metazoa, Nematoda, Chromadorea, Rhabditida, Rhabditidae. Gene Ontology annotation, molecular function: nucleic acid binding. The transcript has 5 exons.
AUGUCGAAAUUCCGUCGUGUUUUUACCUAUAUUCUGGAUCUGGAAGUCAACCCUAAGCGUCAGCCAUUGAAUGAAGAGGAUCUCAAGCUCGGGGCUUAUUUGAUUGACUUCGGUGAAUCGAUCGAUAAGGGAGACUUUGAUAUAGAAGCGGAACAGCACCUUUUGGAUUUCGAAGACGAUCUACAGGAUUUGAGUUGGAGUCCGGAGGACGAUGAAUUUCACAAAAUCCAAAUGUAUCCCGAUGUUGUUCAUUUUCCUGGGAAACCAAAUAUGAUUCAAUUUGGACAUGGAGAAUUUGUGGAAUUAGACAAAGUUCAGGAAACGGUCGCUUACUAUGGAUCCAGAACCGUAUUUAACAAUAAUGGAUCAAAACUCCGCCCAAUUUUGAGCCAAGUUCAACAUAAGUUUGGAUUCAUCAGGAAUCGUAACCAUUUGGACAAACUUUGGGAGUACGAGUCUCUGGGCUUCACAAAAGCAAAUAGGAAGAACAAUUUGGAGUUCAUCUCGAUGGAGCUAGAAAAGGAAGUCAGGAUGCAUAUUGAAAACGGAAAAAUACUCCACCACUCGGUUCUCCGCUUUUUGAUUGCUGGUAUCAUCAAGGAAUACAAAAUCGACAUCAAAAAUUUCAUUGGAACGGAAAGCUGGUUGAACGCUCCAAACCUUGAAGUCAAUUGUCACACUAGUCAUAUCAUGACGAAAGAAUUGAUGAAAGUCUUCUUUCAAAAAAUCAUGUUUGACUCGUCUAUGCCGAAGGAUGCUCUUCUGAUUGUAGAUUUGUGGAACAGCUGGAAGGACACUGCCGCCAUCGAUUCGGUCACCCCUCCAUCGCACAAAUUGAAAAUCUUGACGAUUCCAGCUGGAUGCACUGGGCGUAUCCAACCAUGUGAUGUAGGCAUUUUUGGAUCCUUCAAGAAAGUUGUGAAGACACUCACAAACUAUGCCCAGUUGACCAAUAGCAACUACAAGUUCCAAACCAGUGAUGAAACUCUGAAGUGGAGCGACAGAAAACACUGUUGUUGUCAGAGAACGCCGAAUAUUAUAACAAAGAAACUCGUCACGACAAAGACUCGGAAAGGAAAAGAAUCGCUCGAGCACCACCACCUACCACCAUACCAUACCACCUAA